UUUAUAAUGUUCAGAAACACGUAGUUUGAAGACAUUAUCAGCGCAAACAUGCAGAAUUUUUUUCUUAUAUUGGAAUAUUGUUUAUUUAAAUAAUAAAAUUGUCCUGAAAAAUAAAUAAAAUUCUGAGGAGACUUUCUUUAGGACCUGCACGUCCUCCAUGGCAGGAGAAAUGAGUAUAGGGGAGAUUAAACCGUGUUUACAUGCUUGGCACCUGCAGGCUCAAAAACGUUUGCCGACAGGCCUUUGAGCAAGAGAUACAGUUCACCUCCAGGUUGAGACGCAGGGCCCGUGCAGGAUGAAAAGUGUCAGGGUUGUAGUGGUGGGAGCGGGUGUGAUCGGCUUCUCUACUGCCGUCUGCAUCGCUGAGGCUCUUCCUCUCUGCUCCGUCACUCUGCUGGCUGACAAGUUCAGUCCAGAAACCACCAGUGAUGGAGCUGCUGGGAUCCUGUUUGCUGCCAAGUUUCCAGAUAUUCCCUUGGAAAGACAAAAAUGCUGGUUCAAGGACAGCUUUGAUCACCUGUUGGCCAUUGCUCAAUCCCAACACUCGCCGGAAGCUGGAGUAAUGCUGAGCUCUGGCUGGCAAAUUUUCAAGGAGGUUCCAGCCGAUAAGAAGCCCUUCUGGUCCGAGUCUGUGAUUGGCUUUCGAAACAUGACUGAGGCUGAAUUGAAAAGGUUCCCGGAUCACAAGUUUGGCCAGGCGUUCACCACCAUAAAAUGUGAAUGUUCCAGCUACCUGCCGUGGCUCGAGAAGAGGUUCAGAAAAGCUGGAGGAAAAGUAGAACAGAGGAAGAUCAACAAUCUUCAGGAAGUGAGCCACAGCUACGAUAUCAUUGUCAACUGCUCUGGUCUGGGCUCCAAAACGCUGGUGGGUGACAACAUGGUGUACCCUGUUAGAGGCCAGGUCCUCAAGGUGGAGGCCCCCUGGCUGCAGCACUUCAUCAGAGAUGGAGACGGAAAGACCUACAUCUACCCGGGCAUACACAGCGUCACCGUAGGCGGCACGAGGCAGGAGGACGACUGGCGUCUACAAGUGGACGAAGAAGACACGCAGAGCAUCCUGGUGCGCUGCAGCAGGCUGGAGCCGUCGCUCACCAAAGCCAAAGUUCUUAGCGAGUGGGUCGGUCUGAGGCCCAGCAGGAGGAACCCGAGGGUGGAGAGGGAGCUGGUGCAGCUGCAGGGUCGCAGGGUGCCUGUGGUCCACAACUAUGGCCACGGAGGCUGGGGGGUCACCCUCGCCUGGGGUACCGCCCUGGACGCACUGGGGUUGGUCAGGCAGUGUCUUCGUGAAAAGCAGCUACAGGCUAAACUAUAAAGUCAGGCCGUGUUCACACUUCAAGCCAAAGGUUUGUGUGUGACUCAGUCCUGAUUUUUUAAUGACAAUGUGAACGGUACAAAUCACAUGGAAUCUGAUCUUUUCAAAUCAGAUACAGGUCUGAUUUAUGACCUCAGUGAGAACAGUCAUAUCAGGAUUCAUGAGACUUGUCAUUCUAUGUUUGUCAUAAUGGUACACUUCAGGACCGUGACCUGUACACACUGGAAUCGGAUAUGGGCUGCAUUAAAAAAAUAAUGUGAACAGCCAAACAAAACAAAACAAAAUCAGAAUUGAGCACUAAGGCUUGCAGUGUGAACAUUAGUCUGCCACUGAACCCUGCUUUUACUGUCGAUAACACUCACCUUUAAAUCAAAGGACACACUGGCAGUUGGUUUAAUCUCUGAUCGAAAAUCAAAUUAAAACAAUUAGUGGUUUAUUUUACAUUUUCUAUAUAUGGAAAUUAUGUUAAAAACUACUGGUGAACAACUAUUUGGACAUACUGGGACUGGUCAUGAGAGAAUAAAUCCUCCUUUUCCUCCUAUUUGGUGCCAAUAAUACUUGCCUUUGAGUAGAAAGAUCUGCUGUCAGAGAGAUGAACUUCAUGCAAACAUACCAAGAUUUAUUGAUGUGAGGCUAAAACAGUGAUUAACAGCCUUGUUAGCUUUUAUAAUGUAUAUAAAAAAGAAACCUUUAUUAAUUAAAUUAAUGAACAGGAAAAUACUGUACAUAAUUUACUGAUAUGAAACUGAUGUGAAAUAAACAAUGUAUGUUUACACAGACAAA
Messenger RNA from Dicentrarchus labrax (European seabass), 2095 nucleotides. It is a transcript of the gene ddo, whose product is annotated as D-aspartate oxidase. Lineage: Eukaryota; Metazoa; Chordata; Actinopteri; Moronidae. The transcript has 5 exons. The record is from RefSeq and is a predicted model, not a curated record. Bases 296 to 1312 code for a protein of 338 amino acids. Gene Ontology annotation, molecular function: D-amino-acid oxidase activity; FAD binding.